AUGAGCUUCAGACUUUUGGUAGCAGCAGCAGCCGCUCGCCGCAUGGGCGACUCAGCCAUCAAGCCGCAGCGGCACGCGGCAUUCACAUCGCAGCGCAGCUUCUCCUUCACGGCACCACGGCGGCACGGCGGGCAGACGCUGGUGGAGAAGAUAGCGCAGCGGUGCGCAGCGGCGAUUUCAUUGGGAAUCCGGCCGCGGCACAUCAUGACGCACGACAACACAGGGGCAGUGAUUCCAAAGCUGGCAGAUGCGCGGCAGCCGGUGUUUGCGCUGGACCACGACAUCCAGAACAAGGGCGAGAAGAACCUGGCCAAGUACAGCGGGAUUGAGAAGUUUGCCAAGCAGCACGGCAACCGGUUCUAUCCGGCGGGACGCGGCAUUGCCCACCAGGUGCUGGGCACCAUGGUGGUUGGGUCGGACUCGCACUCGAACAUGUACGGCGGCAUUGGCUGUCUGGGAUCGCCGGUCGAGCUGCGCGGCCAGCUGCCCCCGGGCGUGGUGGGAAAGGACGUCAUUGUAGCUCUCUGCGGGCUGUUCGGCAAGGACGAGGUGCUGAACCACGCAGUGGAGGACCGCCUGGCAAUCGCCAACAUGACCACCGAAUGGGGUGCGCUGGCAGGUGUGUUUGCUGUGGACGAAAUCACUCUGCAGUGGUAUGAGCAGCGGGCUGCCUGGAUCAAGAAGCAGAUCGGCGACCACCCGAACGUCAACGACAAGACCGUCGGCGAGCUGCGGGCCAGCGCCGAUGCCGACGCCUCAUACGCCAAGCACCUGUGGCUGGAUCUGAGCUCGCUGACGCCGCACGUGUCGGGCCCCGACUCGGUCAAGGUCGCGUCGCCGCUGUCGGCGCUGGAGAAGGACAAUAUCAAGAUCAACAAAGCCUACAUUGUGUCGUGCGUCAACUCACGUGCCAAGGAUCUGAAGGAGGCCGCCGAUGUUGUGCGCGCCAUCCAGCAGGCCAACCCCGGCAAACAGGUCAGGGCACCCGAGGGCGUCGCCUGGUAUGUGGCGGCAGCGUCCACUCAGGUGCUGGCCGAUGCGCAGGCCAGCGGCGACUGGCAGGUGCUGGUGGAUGCAGGCGCCAGGACGCUGCCGCCGGGCUGCGGUCCGUGCAUUGGCCUGGGCGUCGGUCUGCUGGAGGACGGCGAGGUCGGCAUCUCGGCCACCAACCGCAACUACAAGGGCCGCAUGGGCUCCAAGAAGGCCCACACGUAUCUGGCGUCACCGGCAGUGGUCGCGGCGUCAGCCAUUGCUGGUCGCAUCUGCUCGCCGCAGUCAGCCAUCUGCGGAGCGCCGGGCUCGUCGCCAUCCCCUGGCCAGGUCAGCUUUGGAAUUGAGGCGGCGGUCAAGAAGCCGGCAGCGGCAGCAGCCAAGUCGUCUGGUGCCAUCGCCGGAUUCCCGACGCGGCUGGUCGGGCGGCUGGUGUUCCUUCCGGCCGACAACCUCAACACGGACGGCAUCUACCCGGGCAAGUACACCUACCAGGACGACAUUACCCGCGAGCAGAUGAAGGCCAUCGUCAUGGAGAACUACGACCCCGAGUUUGCGCGUCUGAUCCAGGCCGACGAUGUCGUUGUCGCUGGCGCCAACUUUGGCACUGGCUCGUCGCGCGAGCAGGCAGCGACAGCGCUCUUGGCUGCGGGCGUGCGGCUGGUGGUGUGCGAGAGCGCCAGCGAGACCUUCAAGCGCAAUGCCGUCAACAACGGCCUGCUGGUGCUGGAGUGCCCACCGCUGGUGCAGUGGCUGCGCAGCAAGUACCAGGCCGACGGGUGCCCGUUGACCGUGGUAAGCGGCCUGGAGGCCCACGUCGAGCUGACUGCGGGCCAGAUGCAGCUGGUGGAUGCCCACGGUGCCCAGGUGCUGCAGGUGGACAUGCCCAAGAUCGGCAAGGCCGCGCAGGAGAUCAUUGUUGCGGGCGGACUCGAGAACUGGGUGCGCAACCGCAUGGCGGCUGGGCCGUAG
Molecule: messenger RNA, 1962 nt
Organism: Linderina pennispora
Lineage: Eukaryota; Fungi; Kickxellomycota; Kickxellomycetes; Kickxellales; Kickxellaceae
Product: aconitase iron-sulfur domain-containing protein
Exons: 7
Coding region: 1-1962 (653 amino acids)
Source: RefSeq, a predicted model, not a curated record